Metarhizium acridum CQMa 102 is the source of this 312-nucleotide messenger RNA. Lineage: Eukaryota; Fungi; Ascomycota; Sordariomycetes; Hypocreales; Clavicipitaceae. The record is from RefSeq and is a predicted model, not a curated record.
AUGGCAUCAGAGAGCAAAGACACCACCAGCCUCACGGCGUCAUACAAGUCGCCGGAAAACGAGCACUUCACCAUCGCCCAGAACAUUCCUACCCCGCCAACUACCUCUGUACAAGAUAAAACUCACUUCCUCGAGGCUCUCCGGAAGGCAGUCACCGACACGCAAGAACAAAUCAACAACGAGUUGACGGCGCGAAUGGAAAAAGACAAGGCUCGUGAGGCAGCUUCCGGCGCAACGGUCGCCGCCAGGCUGGGUGCUGACGAGGACAAGGAGGAAGAAAACUAUGGCGAGGAAGUCCAGGAGGAGGACUGA